UUCGUUCUAGCGUUGAUUGACGGUAACGAACUCAUCUUCCGAAGCGACUUUCUGAGUCAAGGCGACCAGGGUGGUCGUCAAGCUGCGAGACUUCUUUUCCAGACCAUUAACGAGUAUGUUUUUUCAACCAUCGAUACUCUGUCUAUCCACACCAAAGUCCUCGUCCGAGUCUAUGUCGAUCUGGAUGAGUUAUGCAGCCUUUGCCUUCGUGCUGGGCUAGUCUACCACAGCAACCAGUUCAAAUUGUUCGUACGCGGUUUCUGCCAGAAUCAGAACCUUUUCGACAUGAUCGAUGUCGGCAUGAAAGGUCGCGAGGUAGUGAUUGACAAGAUGGAAGAAAACUUGCAUAUGAACAUAGUCGAUACGCACUGCAAGCAUAUACUCUUCGGCUGCGAAGACGGCGAGAUCUACGCGCCUAUGCUCAAAAGGCUUUUCGCCGAACAUGUUGGGACUAGGUCUCGCAUCACCUUGCUCCAUGGUACUCCGCUCGACAACCAUCUUAUAUCGCUCCGACUCGCUCCGACUCGGAUGAAUGCUGUCUUUCGCGACACCGGAGUUGACACUCCCAAGGUGAAGGACCAGAUUCCAGAAUUUAGCACCAUCCCAACUCUUCUCCGAGAAUCCAUAUCCCCUGCUCCGUCGUCAUCGUCUCCCGCGACAUCGCACUCCAGCUUUCGUGCAACGAGUACAGUUGUGCAACAUCCUGCUGUCCAACUUUCGAUCGACGGGAUUUGUCGCAACAGGAAGGGUCAACGUAUUGACCCGCCAACACCGGAAUUUAAGAAGGACGAGGUGAACCGGCUCAAGAAGCUGAAGCUCUGCAACGCACACCACCUUCGUCAUAAUUGCCCAUACCCUGACGGCAAGUGCGAACACGACCACUUGUACAAAUGCAACGCGAAGGAGUUGGAGACAUUGAAGCUUGUGGCACGCAUGUCUGCAUGCAUCCACGGUAGUGAUUGUUCAGAUGCUGGGUGCAUCUAUGGCCAUCGCUGCCCAUUCCCCGAGAGUAGAGAGAGUGGGUCAAAAGGAAAGCCAUGCAUCAAUGGCGAGAACUGCAGGUUUCCACCAGAGAUGCAC
Molecule: messenger RNA, 1080 nt
Organism: Aureobasidium melanogenum CBS 110374
Lineage: Eukaryota; Fungi; Ascomycota; Dothideomycetes; Dothideales; Saccotheciaceae
Exons: 3
Source: RefSeq, a predicted model, not a curated record